Lontra canadensis (Northern American river otter) is the source of this 1284-nucleotide messenger RNA. RefSeq names its product transmembrane protein 196 (gene TMEM196). Bases 525 to 1082 code for a protein of 185 amino acids. The record is from RefSeq and is a predicted model, not a curated record. Lineage: Eukaryota; Metazoa; Chordata; Mammalia; Carnivora; Mustelidae. The transcript has 5 exons.
GAGGGAGAGAGAGAGAGAGAGAGAGGCUCUGAGCAGUUCCGCUUUGGAUCUCCGGGAAGCAAGGUUCAUCUCCUCCGCCAGGAAAGAAAGGGGAGCCUGAGGGUCUGGGAGGUUAGAAGCGAGCAGGUUUCCUGCAGAGACUUGGGAAGCGGCAGAACUCUGGACAGCGCCUCGCGAGCGGGGCUCCUUGCUCCUGGUUCCUCCAGGUUUCUGGCUGCCUCUUGAAAGAAAGCCCUUCUACCGGUGCACUCUCUUCUCCUGGACUCAGACCACCGAACCCAGGAAAAUUCUACGAUUCCUGCCUGAACGUACCAGGGGGUGGAACGACUCUUUUGCUCUGGCCCAGUCCGGGAAGAGGGUCUCCGGUUCUGGAAAUCUAGUCCUUGUGGAUAAUGCUUCGCUGGUGAAGAAAGAAAAGUUUUGGGGUCUGGUAGGGGGCGGAAGGGGUAAGGAGGAUAGUGGAAGGAAGAAGGUGGAUGGUUGGUUUCCCUCUCUGAUCUGGAAGGAAUGAUGACCGAGGAAGGAUGUGCACCAGCGGCCAGAUUAUUGGGAGCCUCUUGGUGCUCUCUGUGCUGGAGAUAGGGCUGGGGGUAUCCAGCGUGGCCGUGGGGGCGGUCAGCUUCAGCCUGGCCCUCCGAGAGCACAAGCCGCAGCUCGGAGACUCGUCCCCGGUAUGGAGCGGGGUGUGUUUCCUUCUUUGUGGCAUAUGUGGAAUAUUGUGCGCCAAAAAAAAAUCUGGACUUGUCAUGAUCCUUUUCUCUGCUUGCUGCAUCUGUGGACUCAUUGGGGGCAUCCUGAAUGUUCAGUUCCUUCGGGCAGUGACAAAGAAAAACUCUUCCCUCUAUUCUCUGCAUCUUGCCUCCAUGUCCCUCGCAUGCAUCGGGAUCGGCGGCUGCACCCUCUCUUCCUGGCUAACUUGUCGACUAGCCAGCUACGAACAGAGGAGGAUGUUUUCGGAGAGGGAGCACUCGCUGCACCACUCUCAUGAAAUGGCUGAGAAAAGAUUGAGGGCUAUUGAAAUAACCGACUUGCCCAGCUGCCCGGUGGUGCCCCCGACACCAGAGUUACCUACAAGGAAAUGACAGACAACAUGAGCAAUGGAGGACCACAACUGAUAUUUAACGGAAGAGUAUAAUCAAUGUUUUAAAGAACUGAACAUUUUUUAGGAUUUUCAUGAGGAAAGGAAAUACCAAAGGAGUAGGGGAUAAAAUUAAAGCAGUUCUUAUAUUUGCUGUUUUCCCUGAUGGGCACCCAGUAUAAUCAUUCUCCCUCAGUUUGCCUCAC